UUCAACAUAUAUAUUACAUAUCUUUCUUCCACUUUUCGCCAGUUCCAACCACAACGUUUUCUAGUCAAAUAAAGAAACAAACCAAGGAAAUCCAAUUCUCUCGGAAUAGCAAAUUAUCACACCAAAUAUAUAUCUUGUUGCAAGAGGUUUAUGAAUGUCAUGAGUGUUCCAGAAGCUGCAACUAGCCCUCCUCCACAUCUGUAUCCACAGGAACUUCAGCUUAAGCUUUACCAAGCCUUCAUAUUCUCAAUUCCAAUACUCUUUUCCAUCAUUCUCUUUCUCUUGUUCUACUUGUUCUACCUCAAGAGGAGGGCUUCCUCUCUCUCUUCCUCUUCUCCACAAUUGCUUCCACGGACCAUUGCCAAUCCACCUAGAUAUCAUUCCUCACCUUGUCGUUUGGAUCUCACCCUCCAAUUCCUGGAUAAACUUCCAAGAAUUUUGUUUGAUGAGGAUUUGCUAGCGAGGGAUUCAAUAUGUUGUGUGUGUCUGGGGGAAUUUGAGGUGAAAGAAGAGGUUGUUGAGAUUCCUUAUUGCAAGCACGUGUUCCACUUGGAUUGCAUACAUCACUGGCUUCAAUCAAAUUCCACUUGUCCACUUUGUAGAUGUUCCAUCAUUCCCACUACCAAGUUUCUCAACCCAGCACCUCCUAUUAAUAUUAUAUCAGACCCACCCCAGCAACAUGGUGCUAUCAUUUUGGACUCUCCAUUACAAAUCCUAUCACUGCCACCUCACCCACAAGAUCAUGAACUUGGUGAUUCCUCAAAUGCUGCUAAUUUGCCAAGGGAAUGAAUCAUACAUUAAUUAAUAGUAAUCAAGAGGGGUAUUCAGCUACACAUGAAGAAAAUGUAGUUGUCUACAUCUGAGAAUAUAUUAAUUAAACCAACAUUUUAUGAUAUAAAGUUUUCUACAUAGGAAUAUUCACUGAGUUUGUGCAUGCUUCUCCUGUCAUGACCUUUCUGAAUUGCAUAUUGAACACGCCAACUGUACUUGCGAGUUGCGAUUUUUCUUUUCCAAGUGUAACUAAUUGAUGAGAGUACGUAGCAAUAAAAAUGCAUCAAGUGUCUUCUAAACAUAUGCUAUGAAUUUGCCUUUUGCUAGGCCGUACUUCGUUCAUGUGCCAAAAAAAUGAUUGCUUACAAAAGAUAGCAGAUAUUUAUAUGAUCACUUUACUACUGAAUCCUAGGUUUCCAUAAUGAAUAUAAAUAAGAUUU
Cajanus cajan (pigeon pea) is the source of this 1211-nucleotide messenger RNA. Its product is annotated as putative E3 ubiquitin-protein ligase RHA4A. Gene Ontology annotation, molecular function: transferase activity. NCBI's taxonomy places the organism in Eukaryota, Viridiplantae, Streptophyta, Magnoliopsida, Fabales, Fabaceae. Gene Ontology annotation, biological process: protein ubiquitination. The record is from RefSeq and is a predicted model, not a curated record.